AUGGAGAAACAGCUGGAGGUCAUCGAAUUCAAUGGCACGGCCCUCAUCAAAAGUAAGGACACUGGGGGUGGCCAUGACUGCAGUGGCCUAGUAGGGAGUAAGCUCACCAGUCCGAGGAAGGAGGGCCGGGGAGCACCGGGCCGCUAUGGGAGGGGAACGGGGCCGCAGGUGACGGCGACGGGGCCGUGGGUGGCGGCGACGGGGCCGCAGGUGGCGACGAUGGGGCCGCAAGUGGCGGCGGGGCCGCAGGUGGCGGCUGUGUGGCCGCAAGUGGCGGCGAUGGGGCCGCAGGUGGUGGCGACGGGGCCGCUGGUGGCGGCGACGGGGCCGCUGGUGGCGGCGGGGCCGCAGGUGGCGGCGGCGUGGCCGCAGGUGGUGUUGACGGGGCUGCAGGUGGUGGCGACGGGGCCGCAGGUGGCGGCGACGGGGCCGCAGGUGGCGGCGACGGGGCCGCAAGGGGCCUAG
Molecule: messenger RNA, 465 nt
Organism: Closterium sp. NIES-65
Lineage: Eukaryota; Viridiplantae; Streptophyta; Zygnematophyceae; Desmidiales; Closteriaceae
Source: the annotation of a GenBank genome assembly